Ziziphus jujuba (common jujube) is the source of this 339-nucleotide messenger RNA. RefSeq names its product leucine-rich repeat extensin-like protein 6. NCBI's taxonomy places the organism in Eukaryota, Viridiplantae, Streptophyta, Magnoliopsida, Rosales, Rhamnaceae. The record is from RefSeq and is a predicted model, not a curated record. The transcript has a single exon. The coding region runs from base 1 to 339 and encodes 112 amino acids.
AUGACAUUAUGCCAUUUGUUUAACAUGUUUAACGGUUCAGAGCAACCACAGAAUCCAAACUAUGGAGCUCCUCCACCUCCUUCUGCUGGAUAUCCGCCUCAAGGGUACUACUAUUAUCCACCACCACCAGCUCCAGGAUAUUAUCCACCACAGCCACCUCCAGUAUAUUAUCCACCACAGCCAACACCAGGCUAUAAUGCUUAUCCUGGUCGUUGGAAUGGAAAAUAUGACAAUAGUGGUCAGCAAAAGAUUCGCCAUAUCAAGAAUAAAACUGGUGACAACACAGGUGAUAACAAUGGAGCUGUCAAAAUUGGCAAUUUCAGAGAUGAAGAAGAAUGA